Messenger RNA from Cylindrotheca closterium, 288 nucleotides. Lineage: Eukaryota; Bacillariophyta; Bacillariophyceae; Bacillariales; Bacillariaceae. The record is from the annotation of a GenBank genome assembly.
AUGGCGCAAUGGACAACUGAUGUAUCCAAAAUCCUUGAUGCAAGGACAGGAGACAUCAGUUGGGGGAAAGAUGAGAUACCGCCACAAUUGAUGUUUGACCUUGAAUCAGAAGACGAAGAAUUCAAAUGCAACUUCAACAAGUUGAUCAAGGCCGAAGAUGUUGACAAUGGUACGCUCCAGGGGACCACAGAGACUGAGGACAUCAACGCACAGAACUACGUCAACAUGGAGAUUGGCCUGAGACAGGGACAAGAAGGGGAGUUGCAACGUGCAGUUGUAUAUAUCUAG